UACUCUUUGUACGUACCACCUAUGGUCUGAGUCUAGACUCAGCCCUCGUGUAUUUCUAUUUUGAACUUUGUUGGUGUUCUUGUCGUCCUUUAGCAUAAUUCUGUUUUAAUUGAUAUAAGAAUUUUUGAAUUCAUUUUUUAAAUGUAAGACGGCUUGAAUGACAUUCUAAAUCAACUAUACGCAUGUUUCUGAGGCAUUUACAAGGGAAAAGGGCUUUGACAAGAGCAAUGAGUGUUAGUAGACAAGGAGGCAAUCACCUGGAGAAGACUGCCCACGAAGCAAGGCAGAAGCAAAAGGCAUCGGAAGCAGAAGUGGUUGAAGUUAACGAUAUGUCGCCAACAGUUAAGCGAAUUCUACUAAAUAUAGAUGACCCAGCAUUUAAUUUCAAAGCUGGCCAGUGGGUAGAUUUCUUCAUUCCAGGUGUUGAAAUAUUCACUGGCUUCUCCAUGUCUUCAUCACCUGAUCAUCUUCAGUCAGGCUACCUUGAGCUUGCUGUUCAGUUAAGUGACUAUCCUCCCACCCUCUGGGUUCAUGAAGAGUGCAAAGUUGGAAGUAAGGUAUCUCUUCGUGUCGGAGGAACGCAGAUGGUGUAUGACCCUCAACCAAAUGAUCCAAGUUACAAUAUUUUAUUAAUAGCUGGUGGCAUAGGCAUCAACCCACUUCUGUCGAUCUUGAGGCAUGCAGAGAGUACACAUAGGGCACACAAACCAUGGUUUACAGGCAGAUCCUUUAGGCUACUUUACAGUGCUUCAACACAGAAAGAAUUGAUUUUUCAUGACAAGAUACUUGCAAUUGUAAACACAUUUCCAUUGAGGUUUCAAAGUCAGUUCUUUGUCACUCAGGAAGAUGUGCCAAUAGAUGGUGUAUAUGCUAAAGGUCGAAUACAAGAAUCGGAUCUUGCAAGAGUUGUUAACGAAUUUGGUGCUGACAAAUUGAAAUGUUAUAUAUGUGGACCACCCCCAAUGAUUGAAGAUAUGGAGGCAAAAUUACUGAAGUUGAAACUUAACCCAGAUAACCUUCAUUAUGAAAAGUGGUGGUGAUGAUGAUCUUAUUUUAAUAGAGCUAUAUUAGCUGAAAUGUUAAUACAGUAUUCUCAAAGAACUAAUUGGUUCAGCAAGACAUAUACUUUUCGUACAAUAUUAAUAUUAUUCAGGUAAAAAUAGUCUUUAUAUUACAAGAUUGAAGCAAUAAGGAAAUUUUAUUUUAUUAAAUAUAAAUGUUGUCCAAAUUGUGUAAUUUUGUUUUUACACUGAGCAUUCGUUUUAUAAUACCUUCAGAAUAUGUAACACUGUGUACAAUAGAAACAAAUAUAUGUUGGAUAAAAUUGACUUAUUUUUAAUUAAUCUUAAAUUUUGGCUUUACAGUAUUGUGUUUGCUUCACUAGGCCCCUCUCUAUUUUUUAACAAGCCCUUUCGGGCUUCAUGAAGGUUCGUUUGUUUUCAGUUUUUUUGUCUUUUAAUUUUAUGUAUAUAGCCUGAAUAUAGUCUGUUGUGAUAUUCUUAUGUCUGGAAAACCCUUCAAUUCAGUUUAUCAUAUAAUUUUUGUUGCAUGCCAUUCAAAGAUUUAUCAAAUUUAUAUUAUGCUAUGUACAGUAGAUAUGAGUUUGCGUCCCACCUGAAUCAAAUGCAAAUUGUACUGAUCAAUCAGAUUUUGAUUUAACAACACUUUCUGACAUGCUUGCAAUUUGCGAAGGUGUACUUGUUUUUUAAGUCGUUUAUUCUCUUGCUGCAGUCGUCUGGAAUAAAUCAGAUGUUGAUAAAUGUUUACAUUUAUUUUCAUUCAGCAAGCUCGGCAUGAUUUUGUUUUAAUGGUUACGUAAUCUGAAUGCAAAAUUACAUAUAUUUCUUCUAUUUUGGUGAAAUGAUAAACAGCAAAUUCUCCGUGAUUUUAGGUGGUAACACGCUAUAUCGUCAUUGCGGACUUAUACAAUCCGCAUUUUUUGCAUAAAUAUUUUGAUAUUUCUGAAUACGAAUUCAUUUUUUUUUUAAAUAAAUUGGUUAUGUUUCAAUACGUUUUUUUUUUUUAAUUUUGGUAUUAAAUCGAUUUAUUUCAUGAGCGGCACGUGUUUUUGUGUACAAGCUUAAUCGGUUUCAUAUAAAUAUUUUCAUGUCAACUAUCUGGUGUCAAGCUUCGUCUUUUUCGGAAAAAAUACUAUAAUGCAUCUGUAAUGGAAGUAAAAAUGAUAAUAUAUUAAUAUCGUUGGAAAGUCCUUUUAUUGUAUAUAGUUUUCACUAUUGUUUUUUAAUAAUUUAUGUGUCAUAUUUGACUGGUAUUUACUAUAGGCAGCUAUUCAGCAAACUUUUUUUUUUUUUUUUAUACUUCACUUGGUUGUUGAUUGUGAGAUAAACUCUCCUCGAACUUUAUAAACUCUCCUCGAACUCUACUACAGGUAUUCAUAUUUGUAUAUUACGUACCAAUGAUGAGGUACGUAAAUUAGUGAUUUCCAAUAUAUGUUUGCUCUCCUCUCGAAUUAUUGCUAAUUAAAAAUGUUUACGACUA
Messenger RNA from Anneissia japonica, 2499 nucleotides. Its product is annotated as oxidoreductase NAD-binding domain-containing protein 1-like. The coding region runs from base 183 to 1040 and encodes 285 amino acids. The transcript has 7 exons. Gene Ontology annotation, cellular component: mitochondrion. NCBI's taxonomy places the organism in Eukaryota, Metazoa, Echinodermata, Crinoidea, Comatulida, Comatulidae. The record is from RefSeq and is a predicted model, not a curated record. Gene Ontology annotation, molecular function: oxidoreductase activity.